Molecule: messenger RNA, 1470 nt
Organism: Thlaspi arvense
Lineage: Eukaryota; Viridiplantae; Streptophyta; Magnoliopsida; Brassicales; Brassicaceae
Source: the annotation of a GenBank genome assembly
AUGGUUCUCUCAAAGACUGCUUCAGAAUCGGACGUCUCCGUCCACUCCACCUUCGCCUCUCGCUAUGUUCGCUCUUCUCUUCCAAGGUUCAAGAUGCCAGAGAACUCCAUACCAAAGGAGGCGGCGUACCAGAUCAUCAACGACGAGCUCAUGCUCGACGGGAACCCAAGGCUGAACCUGGCUUCGUUUGUGACAACAUGGAUGGAGCCAGAGUGUGACAAGCUCAUGAUGGCUGCCAUUAAUAAGAACUACGUCGACAUGGAUGAGUACCCUAACCGGUGUGUGAACAUCAUCGCACAUCUGUUCAAUGCACCGCUGGGAGAUUCGGAGGCGGCAGUAGGGGUGGGAACAGUUGGAUCGUCGGAGGCUAUUAUGCUGGCUGGCCUAGCUUUCAAGAGGAAGUGGCAGAAUAAGCGUAAAGCAGAGGGGAAACCUUAUGACAGGCCCAACAUCGUCACAGGAGCCAACGUGCAGGUGUGCUGGGAAAAGUUUGCCAAUUACUUUGAAGUGGAGCUAAAGGAAGUAAAGCUGAGGGAAGGUUACUAUGUGAUGGACCCUGUCAAAGCUGUGGAAAUGGUAGAUGAAAAUACCAUUUGUGUUGCUGCAAUCUUGGGCUCAACCCUCAAUGGUGAAUUUGAAGAUGUGAAGCUAUUGAACGAUCUUCUAAUGGAGAAGAAUAAGCAGACGGGAUGGGAUACCCCAAUUCAUGUAGAUGCUGCUAGUGGUGGAUUCAUUGCACCCUUCCUAUACCCAGAGUUGGAGUGGGACUUCAGGCUUCCAUUGGUGAAGAGCAUAAACGUGAGUGGGCACAAGUAUGGUCUAGUGUAUGCUGGUAUUGGGUGGGUUAUCUGGAGGAGCAAGGAGGACUUGCCAGACGAGCUUAUCUUCCACAUCAACUACCUCGGAGCCGACCAACCUACGUUCACUCUCAAUUUCUCUAAAGGUUCUAGCCAGGUUAUUGCACAGUACUACCAACUCAUCCGCCUGGGUUAUGAGGGAUAUCAAAAUGUGAUGGAAAACUGCCGUGAGAACAUGCUUGUGCUGAAAGAAGGAUUGGAAAAGACAGGGAGGUUCCACAUAGUGUCAAAGGACGAUGGGGUGCCACUGGUGGCUUUCUCCCUCAAGGACAACAGCCAACACAAUGAGUUUGAGGUGUCAGAAAUGCUGAGGAGGUUCGGCUGGAUCGUGCCUGCCUACACCAUGCCUGCAGACGCACAGCAUGUUACGGUGCUACGUGUUGUUAUAAGAGAAGACUUCUCCCGCACUCUGGCAGAGCGCCUCGUCCUUGACAUCACCAAGGUUCUCCACGAGCUCGACGCCCUUCCUGCCAAGGUUAAUGCCAAGAUCUCUGCCCAGAAAAACACCAAGGCCAAUGGAACCGUCCGUAAGAAAACGGCACUGGAGAUGCAGAGGGAAAUCACUCAAACGUGGCUGAAAAUGGUGAAGGCUAGGAAAGCCGCAGUUUGCUAG